AUGAGGAGCUUACUUUUGGUCCUUGUGAUCCUUCUCUUGCUCUCCUAUGUUCCACCAGUGAGAAGUGGAGUGAAUCAAUAUAUAAGAGGCCUCUUUUCUUCAUGCUGGCGACUCAAAGGUGUUUGCAGGAUGUCAUGUCACAAAAAAGAAGAAUAUCAUAUUCUUUGUGACGCGAAAUAUCUGUGUUGCAUAACCAAGAAGGUUUUACCUUCUUUGAUUGGGAAAUAG
This is a messenger RNA of Pipistrellus nathusii (Nathusius's pipistrelle), 228 nucleotides long. NCBI's taxonomy places the organism in Eukaryota, Metazoa, Chordata, Mammalia, Chiroptera, Vespertilionidae. The record is from the annotation of a GenBank genome assembly.